Messenger RNA from Gracilinanus agilis (Agile Gracile Mouse Opossum), 1895 nucleotides. RefSeq names its product zinc finger protein 410 (gene ZNF410). The record is from RefSeq and is a predicted model, not a curated record. Gene Ontology annotation, biological process: regulation of transcription by RNA polymerase II. Gene Ontology annotation, molecular function: RNA polymerase II cis-regulatory region sequence-specific DNA binding; DNA-binding transcription factor activity, RNA polymerase II-specific. Lineage: Eukaryota; Metazoa; Chordata; Mammalia; Didelphimorphia; Didelphidae. Bases 210 to 1616 code for a protein of 468 amino acids. Gene Ontology annotation, cellular component: PcG protein complex; transcription regulator complex. The transcript is spliced from 12 exons.
CGGCUGGCCGCCCGGGACAAGAAGGUGAGAGCUGGGAUUGUCUCCGUCCAGCUAGGUCAGCACCGGGUUAAAUUAACUGCCCAAGACACCUUAACUAUAAGAUCAUUGUACUCUCUUGGGAAAUAUGAAAAUAACAGGAGAUAGUCAUUGACUCUUGAGUUGAGCUUUAUAAUACCCUUUAACAGUUACAGGAUUUGGAAGCUGAAUCAAUGUUAUCGGAUGAGUUAGAGUCCAAACCAGAGCUGCUGGUCCAGUUUGUUCAGAACACGUCCAUACCAUUGGGACAAGGUCUGGUGGAAUCCGAACCUAAAGACAUCACUUGUCUGUCCCUGCUGCCUGUUACUGAGACCUCAGAAUGCAGCCGGCUCGUGUUACCAGAUGAUACUCCAAGUCCAACCAACUCCUGUAAGGAGGUCCCUUCAUCUGCUGUGUUGAGAAGCCUUCAAGUGAACCUGGGCCCUGACGGAGAGGAAACAAGGGCACAUACUGUACAGAAGUCCCCUGAGCUUUUAUCAACUCCAGAAUCUCCUAGCUUGUUGCAAGACCUUCAACCAAGUGACAAUACUUCUUUUAUCCUUCUUAACUUAACAAGAGCAGGCCUGGGCUCCUCAGCUGAGCACUUAGUAUUUGUUCAAGAUGAGGCAGAGGAUUCUGGGAAUGACUUUCUCUCCAGUGAUAGUGCUGACAGUAGCAUGCCAUGGUUCAUUCGGGUUCAGGAGUUGGCUCAUGACAGUCUGAUUGCUGCUACACGAGCACAGUUGGCGAAGAGUGCCAAAGCCAGUAGCAAUGGGGAAAAUGUUCACCUUGCUUCUGGUGAAGGGCAGCCGAAAGACUCUGGGUCCCUCCCUCACCUUCCUCAAGAGGAGAAGAGACUCCAGUGCACAGUUGAGGGUUGUGAUCGGACAUUUGUGUGGCCAGCACAUUUCAAGUACCACCUAAAAACACAUAGGAAUGACCGUUCUUUUAUUUGCCCUGCUGAAGGCUGUGGGAAAAGUUUUUAUGUGCUUCAGAGACUGAAAGUGCACAUGAGAACUCACAAUGGGGAAAAGCCCUUUGUAUGUCCUGAGCUGGGAUGUGGCAAGCAGUUCACUACUGCUGGAAAUCUAAAAAACCACCUUCGAAUCCACACAGGUGAGAAGCCAUUCCUGUGUGAGGCUGAAGGCUGUGGCCGUUCCUUUGCUGAGUACUCUAGCCUUCGGAAGCAUCUCUUGGUUCACUCAGGCAUGAAGCCCCAUCAGUGCCAAGUUUGCGGAAAAACUUUCUCUCAGAGUGGGAGCCGGAAUGUGCAUGUGAGGAAACAUCACUCAAGGAUGGGAGCAACAGGGAAUCGAGAACGAGAGCAAACAGCUGAGCCGCUAAUGGGCAGCAGUUUGCUUGAGGAAGCUUCAGUACAUAGUAAAAACCUGGUGUCUUUAAACUCACAGCCCAGCCUUGGGGUAGAGUCCUUGCAUCUACCAGAUACUAACACCAUCCUGGGAGUAGAGGAAGAGGUGCUUGCAGAAGGAGCUUCUCGUUCCUUGUCCUCAGCGCCAGAGGUGGUUCUGCCACAAUCACAUCAUCUGGUGCCCAUGUCUACUGGGAGACAGUCAUAUGAGGUUUCUGCCUUAUUACAGUAAAUGUACAAGAGUUACUAAAGCAAGGUGGUAUAUUAGAAAGAUGGACAUCAGAGCAAGUGUUAAUUCUUGGAAGAACUCGCCAAGUGCACGCAGUUGGGAUACAGGAUGCUUUAUUUUGGUCUGCCAGAACCGAAAUGAAACUGGGAUGCAGGCUAUGUCUCUGGCCUUCUUUCAUCUUCCUUGCACACAGAAUGAAUGUGGGAGUGUUCACUGCUUUGGGGCCUCUUCACACUUACCAUCUGAUGCAGAGGAGGAAUAAAGCACUGAAUGUGAACUGGU